Molecule: messenger RNA, 1337 nt
Organism: Mustela erminea (ermine)
Lineage: Eukaryota; Metazoa; Chordata; Mammalia; Carnivora; Mustelidae
Gene: SPTSSA
Product: serine palmitoyltransferase small subunit A
Exons: 2
Coding region: 89-295 (68 amino acids)
Biological process (GO): ceramide biosynthetic process
Cellular component (GO): serine palmitoyltransferase complex
Molecular function (GO): serine C-palmitoyltransferase activity
Source: RefSeq, a predicted model, not a curated record
GCCUCGCGGCCGGGGGCUGGAGGACGCUAACCGGAGGCUGGCGGGCCAGACUGACGCUCGGCCUCAACGAGGGAGGCGUGCGGAGGGCAUGGCGCUGGCGCGGGCCUGGAAGCAAAUGUCCUGGUUCUACUACCAGUAUCUGCUGGUCACGGCGCUCUACAUGCUGGAGCCCUGGGAGCGGACUGUGUUCAAUUCCAUGCUGGUUUCCAUCGUGGGGAUGGCCCUGUACACCGGCUACGUCUUCAUGCCUCAGCACAUCAUGGCGAUACUGCACUACUUUGAACUUGUACAGUGACCAAGACGUGACCCAAAUUGAGCGGCUCUUUGGGGAAGGACCAUCCUCUGAAGUUGGAAUGAAACCUCAUCAGAUGUCAUAAGAAACUCUACUAGAUGUCAACACAACCAACCCUAUGAAUAUAAAGACUAAAAUUCAUGAGUAGAACAGGAAAAUGAUCCUGACUCAUGUGUUGUGUUCUUUAUUUUUAAUUUUAAAAGAGGCUCUUGUAUAGUAGUUUUUGUCUAUUUUAACAUUGUAGUCAUUUGUACUUUGAUAUCAGUAUUUUCUUAACCUUUGUGACUGUUUCAAUAUUACCCCGUGAAAGCUUUUCUUAAUGUAACUUUGAGUACAUUUUAAUUGCCUUCUAUUUCUAAAACCCAAAGUCAUUAGCUGGGCUGUACUGUUCUCGCUCUCGUAUGGCACAUACAUCUGCCUGGAUAUAUUUCUACUCUGGACCAAAGUUUUGUAAGAAACAAUACAAGAUCCGGGGCGGGGGAUGGGGAGGGAUGAUAUUUUAUCGAGAACUAUUUGCAAAAGACUUACCUGUAAGUUUGAACUCAGGAGUAUGGUUUUAGCUAUCUAGACUCUACUCUUAACAGCUUUUGCUUUAAAAUUACUCAAGUAUUUCUUAACAAUGAAAAAGAAAGAUCUUGCUAAAGUUAAAAUAAGGAACAUUUCACCUUUUAAAUAUUCAAUUCUUAUGCGGACUCCUUUCCAGAAAACUUUGGUGAUGAUUCUUAAUGACAAAAGGUGGUUAAAUAGCAUUAUUAUGUAAUGCUUAUAUACCAUAGAGUUUUUAGGAGAAAGUAAAUCAGUUGCCUCUGAGGGUUAUUGUAAGCAAUGUACUUCCUUAAAUUUAGUUUCCUGAUUGUAAUGGGUGCUGCAGAUGCAUUUGCACAUUGCAAUAAGAUGAGAUGAAUUGUUAAAAACUAUAGCAAAAAGAAAUGUAAACUUGGUUAAAAUCCUUUCACUCUUUGUAUUUUUUUUAAAGAUUUUUAUUCCUUAAAUGUAAAAUGACUACCUGAUUUUUUGAUGUAAACUCAUUAAAUUCAAAGAAAAA